GUAAGCAUCUCUUCUAUCUUCACACACACACACACACACACACACUCAGGACUGCUGGGAAGAUGGGGACAAUCCUAUUGCCUAAGGUCACAAUGCUCGGGAUCUGCUUGUGUUUGAGUGUUGCCGUCCGCCUUGCGGUGUCUCAGGAAGCCGAAGCUCAGGAGCCUGUCACAUACAUGGCAAGUAGUCCAAAACACAUAAAACAUAUUUAUUAUCUCUUGCGUCUUACACAUUUUUUUUUUCUUUUGCAGUGCACCGAAGGUUAUGAAUUUGACUUUGAAAAACAAAUCUGUAAAGAUAUAGAUGAAUGCAAGACAGUGCAGGACGCCUGCAAAGGGGGCAUGAAAUGCGUCAACCAUUUUGGUGGAUAUCUCUGCUUACCCCACAACGCUCAGAUAAUUGUCAGUAACGGCGAGGAUGAGCCCACUACUGCCCCACCAGUGGAAAGAGGAGAUGUUCAGCCCGGGAUAGCCCCCAAUUUCAGGGGCGAUUACGCCAGAGUCAUUCAAAGCGCAACACAUACAAUCCAGUGUGGUGUCGGUUUCAUGCCAGACUCUCAGAACUACUGCAGAGAUGUGAAUGAAUGUCUCACUUCAAACCCCUGCCAACAUCAGUGCUACAAUCUGAUUGGCUCUUACCUCUGCCAAUGUGAAGUCGGAUACGAACUGGCUUCAGACUCCGUCUCCUGCCAAGACAUCGAUGAGUGUGAAUUCUCAAACUACAUGUGCCAGUUCCAAUGUGUGAAUCAACCUGGAGGAUACAGUUGUGUGUGUCCUGAUGGAUACCAGCUCCAAGGGACGCGGAUGUGCCAAGAUAUAAAUGAGUGUGAAGCAUCACACAACUGCAGAGAAGAUGAAAUGUGUUGGAAUUACUACGGAGGAUUCCGUUGCUAUCCCAGAAACCCCUGCCGUGAGCCAUACGUGAAAACAGGCGAAGGUCGCUGUCGGUGCCAGUCGCCAAAUGUUUGCCGGGGACUGCCGCCUGUCAUUGUCUACAAGUACAUGAGCAUCUUUUCCGAUCGCUCCGUGCCUGCGGAUAUCUUCCAGAUUCAAGCUACCAGUGUCUACCCCAAUAUGGUAAACACUUUCACGAUCAAAUCCGGCAAUGAGGGAGGAGAGUUCUACCUGAGGCGCUCCAGUAAUGUAAGUGCCAUGUUGGUAAUGACCAAACCGUUGACUGGACCUCGAGAACAUGUUGUGGAUCUGGAGAUGGUCACCCAGAGUAAUGCCUUGAGCUACCGCUCCAGCUCACUGCUGAGACUCACUAUUAUAGUGGGUCCAUACCCUUUCUAAAUCAUCUAGUUUGACUGAAUCAGCACCUUGGGUUUAUGUUUGUACUGCAGCUUACUAUGUUUAAAAUGUUCAACACAGCAUGGUCACCUGGCCUUGAUCAGUGGUUCUUAUCUGGUUGGUUGCAACCCAAAAAUGGAUCAUAGAUGGAAACCAAUUCUAAAUCAAUUAAUAGAUUCAUUAAUAUUGGAAUGUUUAUCUUUAUAUGAUAAAUCUUUUGUAUAAUACAUUUCAUGGUACUGUAUUGAGUCACCAAUCACUCCGAUGUAAAACGUGGACCCCCGAAGCAAAACCAGCUGAGAACCACUGGCCUAGAUAGUUGCAUAUUUACUGGGUUUCAAACAGGAAUUGGUUUACUAAUCAUAAAAAGUAGGCUGUCUGGUUUAUUGAAGGUUUUAAGUAAUUUGUACUUUGAAAAAUGAAAGACAAGGUCUGAGAGGGUGACAUGUAAGACCAAGAAAUAUCUGAAAAACAACACAGCUGGAUAGCAGAUAAAAACACGGUUGCUCAAGUUUCAUUCUGAAAAGCACUUCUAGGUUAUUCUUUGUCUUGAUAGUAAGAGGAUUUUCUCGAGA
Rhinichthys klamathensis goyatoka is the source of this 1864-nucleotide messenger RNA. RefSeq lists its product as uncharacterized. NCBI's taxonomy places the organism in Eukaryota, Metazoa, Chordata, Actinopteri, Cypriniformes, Leuciscidae. Bases 63 to 1292 code for a protein of 409 amino acids. The record is from RefSeq and is a predicted model, not a curated record. The transcript has 9 exons. Gene Ontology annotation, molecular function: calcium ion binding.